Molecule: messenger RNA, 1910 nt
Organism: Arabidopsis thaliana (thale cress)
Lineage: Eukaryota; Viridiplantae; Streptophyta; Magnoliopsida; Brassicales; Brassicaceae
Gene: XRCC3
Product: homolog of X-ray repair cross complementing 3 (XRCC3)
Exons: 1
Coding region: 55-969 (304 amino acids)
Biological process (GO): DNA repair
Cellular component (GO): nucleus
Molecular function (GO): ATP binding; DNA binding; ATP-dependent DNA damage sensor activity
Source: RefSeq, marked reviewed
GUAGCGCUUAUAACUUUUGCGAUUUUUUUUUAAUUGGUAGCUUUUGGCGGUGAAAUGCAAAAUGGGAAAAUUAAGCCGGAGAAUCUCCUCCGACGAUCGCCGACGAAUCGUAAACUAACCACAGGCUGUGAAAUCCUCGACGGAUGUCUUCGCGGCGGAAUUUCCUGCGAUUCUUUAACCGAAAUCGUUGCGGAGAGUGGCUGCGGAAAGACACAGCUCUGCCUUCAGCUUUCGCUCUGUACCCAACUUCCGAUUUCACACGGCGGACUCAACGGUUCUUCUCUUUAUCUCCAUUCAGAGUUCCCAUUUCCGUUUCGUCGUCUCCAUCAGCUCUCGCACACGUUUCAUCAAUCAAACCCUAGUAUUUACGCGAAUUACAAUGAUAAUCCUUGUGAUCAUGUGUUUGUACAAAAUGUCCAUUCUGUAGACCACCUGUUCGACAUAAUGCCUAGGAUAGAUGGGUUUGUUGGGAAUUCGAAAACUAGGUUUCCGUUGAAGUUGAUUGUGCUUGAUUCUGUAGCGGCAUUGUUUAGAUCGGAGUUUGAUAAUACUCCGUCUGAUCUUAAGAAGAGAUCUUCUUUGUUUUUCAAGAUAUCUGGGAAAUUGAAGCAGUUGGCUAGCAAGUUUGAUUUGGCUAUUGUGAUUACGAAUCAGGUUACGGAUUUGGUUGAAACUUCUGAUGGGUUAAGUGGGCUGAGGAUUGGGAAUUUGAGGUAUUUGUAUUCGUCUGGAAGACGAGUUGUUCCUUCUUUAGGCUUGGCUUGGGCUAAUUGUGUGAAUUCCAGAUUUUUUAUUUCACGAAGUGAUGGUAGUAUUGUUAAAGAUAGAAGUGAAAAGGACGAGAAUUGUUCAAGUUCUGUGUCCAGAAGUGCUAAGAGACGGCUUGACAUAGUGUUUUCACCUUAUUUGCCUGGGAGUUCUUGCGAGUUCAUGAUCACACGAGAGGGGAUUUGUGCGGUUCAAGCGUAGGUGAACUCGGGUGCUAUGUAGGAUAGUUUUUGUUCGAAGCAUCACCGGAUUUUUUGGAGUAUUUGUUCAUUAGCCAUUAUUUAUGUACAUUGCAGAAGGAUCCGGAGAUGGGUUGCAGCAAAGCCAGGUUUAUUUUUUCGGAUUCCUCCUCUUGGUUAGAUGUGAUAUGUGCUUGUUUUUAGUUUAUAAGCAUUCUAUGUUCAAUUAUUCAUAAUAAAGCUUUUUAAAAGAUUCCUGUUAGCUCCUAAGUCUACUGCAAGCUUCUCACUUUGUUCUCUGAUUCUCUUUUCUUUGCAUCAUUGAAUUUGCACGAAGUCGAAAAUUUCCCACUUGGUUGCUAUCUUCAAAUCGUUUCAUUUGUUGAGUAAAUUGCUGAUGUGAUCUUUAUAUCUGGCCGUAAUAUCUUUAUGAAUAGGUAGUGUUGAUCAUCCUGGUGGAUAUGGUUUUUGUAUUUAUUUUCACUUGAACUCUGUAGCUAAUUUCUCGAUUCUAACCAGAAAAUGACUGAAACCACAAAAUAUGAUGAUGCAUGCCUUCAUAAGUGCCAUAAGUAAUUAAUCUAGUUAACAUACUUCAUUGUCCUAUUGGUAAGCAAAUGGAGUUAAAACAGAUUACUUGUAGCUAAAAGAUCUUUAACACUUCGAUUGUUUUCUAUUUUUCCGUGGUUAUUCAGUGGCAGAGGAAUCAACUGCAGUUCGAGAGGAUCAAUUCAGCCUCUGAUGUAUACAAGAAUGAGAGAUUCCGCCUAAGGCUGUUGCUAAAAACAACCAUUGAAUCAUCUGAAGGACACGACGGAGCUCUACAAGAGGAAAAAUUUUUUGGCCGUUGUUGGUCUUUGGAUUAACAAAAGCUCUGUAUACGAAUCUUCACUUUUAUUUUGUAUAGAAGAAGACUAAACAUAUUUAGUUCCAAUGUAUAAGUUUCAACAUCUCUUAUUAGCA